Molecule: messenger RNA, 2734 nt
Organism: Acanthaster planci (crown-of-thorns starfish)
Lineage: Eukaryota; Metazoa; Echinodermata; Asteroidea; Valvatida; Acanthasteridae
Gene: lmf1
Product: lipase maturation factor 1
Biological process (GO): protein maturation
Cellular component (GO): endoplasmic reticulum membrane
Source: RefSeq, a predicted model, not a curated record
UGCCACAGUGCUAAGCCACCAUGGCUCACGAAGCAACAGACAUUCGUCGCAGAAAACAGGCCUGUGAACCCUUAGGAGGAGAACUUAAACAGCCAGCUUCCACACUAGAAAGCAACUCAGGAGAUGCUAAGACGAAUUCAUCUGAAGAUGUCGAAAAGGGCAUCGAUUUGGAGCCUCAUUCAUACUGGUUAACCCGCAUCGUUUUUCUCCGAUCGCUUGCGUUUGUUUAUCUGACUGCAUUCCUGGUUGCCUUACACCAAAAUAAGCAGCUCUUUGGCCAAGAUGGACUCCUUCCAACCCGUCUCUACCUUGACCGCAUCAAAAACUACGUCGGUGGCACAGUCAAUACACAGGCUCUCUCUUUCGCUCCGACAGUCCUGUGGUUUGUGGACACGGAGGGCACUGUUGAUUAUUGGCUGGAUGUGUUGGCGUACGCUGGCAUUGCAUUGUCUGCGCUCGUGCUUUUGCUUGGAAGUGCCAACAUGGUCGUCAUGGCAACACUGUGGCUAUUAUAUCACUCCCUAGUAGGCGUCGGACAGAAGUGGUAUUCAUUUGGUUGGGAAUCCCAGCUCCUGGAGACCGGUUUCCUUGCUAUCUUCAUGUGCCCCUUAUUCAGUUUACGCCAGUUCCCUCGGCGCACCCCGACCCCCUUGGUCACCCUCUGGGGGUACAGGUGGCUGAUCUUCAGAAUCAUGAUCGGAGCGGGAUUAAUCAAAAUCCGAGGGGAUGAGUGUUGGCGGAAUCUGACCUGCAUGAAUUACCACUAUGAGACUCAACCAGUCCCUAACCCCAUCAGUUACUACUUACACCAGUCUCCCGAGGCUAUGCACAAAUUUGAAACGUUGUCCAAUCACUUCAUUGAGCUGGUCACCCCCAUUUUUCUCUUGAUCCCAUGGCGACCAACCAUGAUGCUAGCCGGAGGGAUUCAAAUUUUCUUCCAGGUGGUACUCAUCAUCAGCGGUAACCUGAGCUUCCUCAACUGGUUGACCAUACUGCCCAACAUCUGUUGCUUUGAUGACAGGAGCCUAGCCUGGCUCUUCCCUGGCUGGAUGAGCAGUGCCAGUGCGACAGUGAGGCAGAUACAGAGGGAGGAGAGGGAGGGGACGGGACCAAAGGCUACAUUUGGUGUGUAUGCACGGCGAGUGUUACACAUAAACUUGGCCGUGCUGAUUGUAUAUUUGAGUGUACCUGUCGUGACCAACCUGCUGUCCACCAGGCAAGCCAUGAACACUUCCUUUGACCCAUUGAGAAUUGUCAACACCUAUGGGGCGUUCGGAAGUGUCACCAAAGAAAGAACCGAGGUCAUCUUUGAAGGGACCUAUGCCACAAACCCCAAGGACCCCAGCGCCGUCUGGCUGGAGUAUGAGUUUAAGUGUAAGCCAGGGAAUGUGACUCGUAGGCCCUGCCUGAUCUCACCGUACCACUACAGGCUGGACUGGCUCAUGUGGUUUGCGGCCUUCCAGAGUUACGAGUCCAAUCCAUGGUUGGUGCACCUUGCUGGCAAGUUCCUCUACAAUGAUAAAGGGGUCACGUCGUUGGUAGCACACAAUCCGUUCAAGGAUGGUGAUCCGCCAAGGUUCGUCCGAGCAUUGCACUAUCGCUACCAGUACACCAAAAUUGGCAGCCAGCAGUCACAGGAGGGCGCCUGGUGGAGCCGAAAGUUCCUGAGGAGCUAUCUGCCUCCUGUCUCCCUGGAGAGCCUGGAGGGGUACAUCAAGAGCCAAAGCUGGGACCUGCCCAAAUACGCCAAAAGGAAGAUCAGGGAGCAGAGGAGGGGGAAGCGCGGAAGGUCAGCAUCAUAGGUCAAAUGUCAGAGCACAAGGAUCUUGCAUCACAGGGCAAGUUGUAGUAAUAACUACCUGUGAACCACUUGUCAAGGUUGCCUGGCACUCGGGAUAUAGUUUGUGCUCGGGAUAAUCGGCCAAAGGUUAUCACUCAAGGUUGUCUCAAUCUUGCCCACAGGUCAUACAGUGUAGACCUUAUUUUUUCUUUCCCAAUGAACAGGAGCCAAACCUCACAGAGGUAUCACCUCUCUAAAAAUUAUCUCUUUUUUUCUACUUCCUUGAGAAAUUCCAAGUUUUGACCACAUGAAUAAAGUUCAGAUACGUGCGUGUCCUUUAAGCAAAAGUAUACUUUUAUUAGAACUUCCAAAACUUUGAAAUACUGAAAAAGUUACAACUAUGGAAAACACAAAAUGGCAAGUUGGAACAAGCAAAAUAACCGUACUUAAUUAAGGGAUUUUCUUUUUUAUAUUGAAGCUUACAAGUUUACAGAAUGUGACAACAGCAGGUUUAUUUGUACUUUGUGCUGUUUUCUCCUAAAGCUAAAAACAUGGUUGAGCUAGCACUAUUUCACUUUUGGGGGUCUUCGUUUAGUGUCAGUGACAGCUAUUGAGAAUAUCUGCAUAAAGUGGAAAUUUUAAUUUCUAAGCUUAUGUUAUGGUAUCAUCUAAGCUCUGCUUUCGGUCCAGUCGAUAAAUUGUAUAUUUUGUGCGAUCAUUUUCUGAAAAGAUAAUGUUGCUUCAUAAGUUCUGCCUGUAUCAAUUUAAAAAUAUGUCAAAUCAGUUAUGAUUUUGCAGCUUCUUGCUUUUUAGUUUGAUCUGAAAAAAUAAACACUGAUUUUAUAAAUUACAAUAAUAAAAUAUGAUUGUACAAUAACACCUUUUUGGUUUUAAUAAACUUUCAUGCAUAUAACUCUUUAUAUGAAAAAAUAAAAACUUGAGAAAUGAAUAUUA